AUGCGUCGUCCUACAACUGUGCGAGUUCCUCAUGAACGCCGGCUCUGCUACAUGAAGGAUGCCAUGCGCGCUAUAGACAGCAACUACGCCAAGAGUGUUGAUGCGUCGCGGAUGACGUGCCAGGGGGACGCCCUAAAGCAUGUUGGCUCGACAUCGGGGGGUGACGACAUCCCGGUGGUUACUCGAUCCAUCCAGCCCUUCCACGGCAUGUCGUUCGGUAAGGGCCAAUUGGGGCCGGAGGAAGCGCCGCUCGGCGCACCGUUGAGAUUCCGUUCAAAUCUCCCCGACGACGACAGCCACCUGCUGUCGACGAGUGGCAACCGCCACGUGGUGGGUUUUACACCCCUGCCACAACCUGAGGAGCACAAGCUGUCGAAGCGUUUGUCUCAGCUACUGCUCCACCAUCAACUGAAGCAUAUGGCGCUUCAGUGCCGUUGCCAGUCGACAACGACCCGUCGGAUGUCCGUGACAUGGGAAGCGAUCGCAGUUACGGCCGUACGGUGCCACAAGUUUGGAACGCGCCGCGAUCCCUCGACCGCCGACAUUUUUGGGCUCGACCAAGGCCGAAAGACGCUUUUGCGCGAGUACCAUAAGUAUCUGGGGCAGAUCAACGCUCUGCAGUGCAAUGGAUGGCGUCCGUCGAUGCCCGUGAGUGCCUGCAUGGACCCGUUCUCGAAGCGCCGCAUUGCGCUUGUUGACUUCAAGUUCAACUGCGUGACGCUGGACACGACGUGUGGACCGCUUGUGUUGCGCGGUUUGAAGGCCUGGGUCGACGACGCGUCGACUGCGACCGAACUCAUUGUGAGUCGCCCAGUCAUGGAGUUACUGGGCUUCAGCGUGGAAGACUUCCUUGUCGGAGCAAGGAAAAAGAAGAAAGAAUGGAACGUUUCGUCCGUGCCGACAAAUCAGCUGUCCGGCAUGGCGAAUGUCAAGCGCCUGAUGGCGGAGAAGUUGAAUCCGCCGGAGCUUGACCCCGACGACGGGAUGGAGUGUGCUACUCCGGAGGUUUAUCCCAAAACCUCCGUCGAGGACGAAGCGGAGCGGCGCCGCACGAAGCAGGGCGACAAUUUGGGCGACGAUCCGCCAGCCAAGGUUGAACCACUGAAGGUUCGAAUCAAGCCCGGUUCGACGCCGGUGAAGUGUGGGAUGCGGCGGUACCCGCCGCUGUAUGUGGUGUACAUGCGCAGCCAUGUGGCUGCCCUGGAAGCGAAUGACCGCAGCCCCAAGAAUCAUGCCGAAGAAGGAAGUCGGCGAUUUGCGCAUGAUGAUCGACAGCAGGCCGAUCAACGCCUGCGCGAAGCCGAUACCUUAGGCGAUGCCAAACCUGGACAGCGCGAUGGUCUGUCUGGUCGGGACGGACGUAUGUACUUUUCGUUCAUGAUGACCUUCGGUGUGUACACCCCGACCCGCGUGUUCAUGGGACAGACGGACGAUGUCACGUACUGCCAGUCGAUGACGGACGAGCUGUUUUACUUCUUGGACCAAGUCUUGACCAUUUGCGCCCAGUUCGGACUCAAGUUGAGCCCGAAGAAGUGCCAUUUGUUUCUGCGCGAGGCAGAAUGGUGUGGCAAGGCAGCCAGAAGCUGCAAGAAAAUAGCGUUAGUGCGCGUUGCACUCCCUGCCAUGGGAUGGUCGUCCGACCAUCUCAAGUGUUUCAACGAUGUGAAACACGCGUUGGCGCAUGUGGUGCCUUGUCGAGAAGACAUGACUGUCUGCGUUUUCACGGACGCCAGUGACAUGUCUUGGAGUGCGGUUGCCACACAAGUACCGCCAGCGGACCUCGACUUGCCUCUCGAAGACCAGCGGCACCAACCGCUUGCGUUCAUCAGAGACCUACAGUAUGCCGUGGUCGAGUCGUGCAAGAGACUCAACUACCUGGCCGUACACCCGGGUGAUUUCCGUCUGUUUACAGAUCACCGCAACGUGGUGUAUAUUUUCAACCCAAGUGGAUCGAACGCCAACGUGGCCAAGUACCAGGCCGACAAGCUGCAGCGAUGGUCGCUGGUGAUGUCGACGUUCCCGUACAUCAUUGAGUGCGUCUCGGGUGACCCGAAUGUAUGGGGUGACCUCCUGAGCCGAUGGGGUUCGGCCCCGAUGGAUCAACCAGCUGCUAAUGUUCGCAAGUUGAUCCAUGUGGUGUCGCCUCUGCAACAAGUGGAUUUCGAGUGGCCGACAGCCGCUACGAUCAGCGGCAUCCAACGUUCAACCAUGGAAGGGGGAGGGAACCCUCCAAACGGCGUGGAUUGGGGUGGCGUUGACCUACAGCAGCGGAUUUGUGUGAUCGCUCACCAAGGAGCCAGCGGUCACCGUCGCAUUGCAGCGACGACCUCGGUGUCCAACAAGUUGGAGACGCUUUCCACGAACGUCGAAGCGUUCGUGCGUGUCUGUUUGCACUGCCUGUGCAUUGACGGAGACAUGGUCCCCCGUUCAUUGGGUUCGGGACUUCACGUGGAGAGGCCGAACGAGCUCAUCCAUUUCGACUGGUUGUCGAUGCCCAUGGCCAAGCCUGGCCAAAAACAAGUGCUUGUCGUGAAGGAUGACAUGAGUGGCUCUGUGCAGAUGUUCGCGACAGAGUCCGCUGACGCCGCCACGACCGCUCACUGCCUGAUGACGUGGUUUACGACGUUCGGCUGCGUUGACCCUUGGAUGUCCAAUGGCGGCUCUCCUUUCAAGAACGAAGACAUCGACAAGGUGCGGAAGUUGGUGGGUGCCCACCAUCACAUCACGUCAGCCUACAGUCAUUGGGCGAACGGGAUUGUAGAAGUAGUCAACCGACUAGUGUUGUGCGCCAUGAAGGCGCUUCUCAGCGAAAUGAAGCUGAACGUGGACGAAUUGCCGCAUGUGUUGCCCCUCGUUCAAGGUGCCCUCAACUAUCAGCCGGCGAACCGGCAGGGAGGAAUUGCAUCUGUGACAGCGUUUACCAGCCUGCCAGCCAAGACCCCAUUGGCAGCAUUUGUCCACCCGACGUCCAAGGAAGUUUACGUCGCGGACGGGCUUGGCGCUGCCCGUCAAAAACAUGUGACGGACCUCCAAGUGGCGCUUGAGGAAAUGCACCGCUACGUAGUGAUGCGAAGCGACAAGUUGCGUCAGCAAGUGCGUGGAUGCCGCGACCGAAAAUUCGAAGUCAAGUUUGCGGGGUUUUCAGUCGGCGAUUUUGUGCUGGUCGGAUCGGUCGUCAACCGACCGACAAAUUGGCCCUGCAUUGCUGGUGCCACCGUACGAAGUCAUGGUCCAUCAUGUGUGCCGAUUGAAGAUGCUCAGCAGCUGGUGCCACCGUACGAAGUCACAGUCCACCAUGCAUGCCGAUUGAAAUUGCACCACGAAGGUGACGAAGCGCGAUACAUGGAUGGCCAACACCAAGUUUUGGUGAAAUGGCUCGGUGUCGACGAUGAAGAAUCGUCCUGGGAACCUGCGGCGAAUUUGCUGGACGACAUUCCAGUCGUAUUUCGCAAGUGGCUGCGGCCAACAAGCGAGACCCUGUCGUGGUCGCCCUCAUCAAGAUACUGA
This is a messenger RNA of Aphanomyces astaci, 3507 nucleotides long. RefSeq lists its product as hypothetical. NCBI's taxonomy places the organism in Eukaryota, Oomycota, Saprolegniomycetes, Saprolegniales, Verrucalvaceae. The record is from RefSeq and is a predicted model, not a curated record. Gene Ontology annotation, biological process: DNA integration. The transcript has 12 exons. Gene Ontology annotation, molecular function: nucleic acid binding. The coding region runs from base 1 to 3507 and encodes 1168 amino acids.